GGACAGGCGGCCUUCGUUGGCGUAGAGCGUGAAUGGUCUCCCACUAGAUGUAGCACGCUCCUGGAGUGACACCGAAUUUCCAGCUUCAUAAUGACAUCUUGCUCUAGACAGUGUGAGCUAGAAGGCAGAAUGUCUUUGGAGCAGCUGAUUGAAGAGAUAAAUUUCCAAAGAGCAAAGGAAAUGAGGAACCUGCUGAAGGAUGAUAGCGGCUUUGUGAUGCUUCAUGGAACUGCCUACUGGACCGACCUCUUUGUUCGUCACUUUCUGCAUGAAUAUGAUCGCAAUGCCCAAGAAUCAGACGACCUUCUGUUCUUCGUUCGUAAACGGCAUCUCAAAGAGGCUAAGAAAUUCCUUCCGUCAUACGAGACUCUGCUGGAGGUCCACCGGCGGGACGACAAGAAGCUGCCGAUCGGUGAUCCGGAGAUUGAUUGGGAGGAGACCAUCUACGCCAACCUCAUCAUCCACACGUUCGACUACUACGUGACGCUGGCCGUCUGCACCCGGACCAGCCCGCGGGAGCUGCAGGUGCUGAAGCGGCACACCGAGAGAGUAUGGGCCUCGCCCAGCCGGCGUCUGAUGAGUGAUAAAGGCACCUCCGAAGACAUCACCUACCCCAACAUUUGCUUCAUGCUAGAUAACUUCAGUGAGGUGUUUAGCGACACGGCGGUGCGCGACGGCGAGAUGGUGUCCGUGGAGCUGGUGGCCCGCGACCGGUUUGGCUACCUGCAGAGUGCCAUCUUCCUCGGCUCGGUGCGCUACGACGCGCUCAAGCGAGUCUACGACGCGCGGACGAGCCUCAGCAGCCGCGUGGCACAGCGUGUGACGUUCGGCCUGUUCUCGUCGGCCCACGCCCGCAGGAUGGAAUUCGUCAGGGUCAAGGGCCCCAUGGGCAAGGGUCACGCCGAGGUCGCCGUCACCAGACCGCCAGGGACCGGCUGCGAAUCGCCCACCUCAGAGUCUGACCACGCACCGGCGGAGUGGCUCUGGGGCACCGAGCGGCAGGAGCUGCAGCAGCACGGAGGCCAGCGCCGCCAGAGCGAGCCGAGCGCCACCUUCAGGAGCGCCGUCAGCCCGACCGGCGACCGCGGCAGGGCGCGGGGCGGACCCCUGGCCGGCGCCGGACGCGACCGCUCGGGCUCGCCACCCGCGCCCGUCAUCGAGAUAGAGGCGGAGGACGUGCGGAGCGACGGCGAGCCUUGUCGUCCGGUGGAGAGCAGCGCGGGGGGUGUAGACUCGCUGACUGAGCGCAAGAGGGAAGACGACCGGGCGGGUGUGGCUGCUAGUGCUCGGACCCAGACCAGCGCCGAGCACGGCGCGGCGCGGACGCCGACCGCAGUUCCCACCGAUGAGCGAACGAGCCAGAACGAGUCCCCCGCGGAAGUCGGGCAAUCUGGGGGCUCGAGCACUGCUGGGGAGCAGGGCCGUGGCGGGGCGUGCGGCCAGCGGCCGGCGCCGACCGAGCGCUGCGCAUGCGCCCGCACGCCCGACGGCACCGUCGUCCACUACCGCUGUCACGUGCAGAAGCUGUUCCUCCGCGGGCGAGAGCUGGAAGAGGGCGUGUACAACCCAAUCUGGACGAUGCGGGGCCUCUCGCAGACGCUGGGCUUCGGGAAGGACGGCCGGCGACCGUCCAGCCCGCCGCUGAGCGUCUUCCUCACCUACGUGAUGCUGCCCUGGCACGCCAUCAUCAACGAUCUCAUCACCAAAGAAGACCGGCAGGAUCCGAUUUUAUCUUUUUGACUGCCUCCUUGUCUCUGGAGGCGGCGCCAUUCCUGCGCUAGUCUGUCGUCUCGCGGCGAUGCUUGUUCCGCGCCUCCAGGCUGACGGGCCGCCCGUGGCGCCCUUCUGGCCGGCGUCAGCCUCCCACGCUCACACAGCCUUCAGACACCGGAGCCUGUUUCUGGUUACUUUUUGUAGAAGUGGUCCAGUGUUCUACCGGGGUCGUGUUAGCGUUUUGAUACCGCGGAACAAGUCGGUGGGUGGUGGGCACCUCUCUUUGAUCCAUGCACCCGGUGCUGUGGCUUCUGGGCAUUGCUGCCUCGCUUUGCGCACGCCGUGUGAAAAUGCUUUGCGUUUAUAUGGGGUAGCGCACUGUGUUGCAUUGUUUAUUCUAUAUUGUGUAUAUUUAUAUGCUAUACGUACACUGUGAUAGAAGCGUGUUGACCUGCGUCGUGUGAUAUCGGACCGGGCCACUUCGGGCUCUAGGUGAUUCAAGUGAUUGCAGGCAUCACUGCGCACCAGCCGCCCGGUGGCGGCAUGUGAUGUUUUCGCGCUUUGCUCGUUUUUCGAGCAUUUUUGCUCCGCGCAGCACCGACACACAUGUCGCACCGGCCUGAGUCGGGAGUCCUGACGUCAGGUGUCCGCUCGUGUGUCGUGGCGGCCUAGGGUCAGCUGUGGACAGGACGGCGCCGGCCGGAGUCCGGAGUCCUGACGUCAGGUGUCCGCUCGUGUGUCGUGGCGGCCUGGGGUCAGCUGGGGCAGGAUGGUGCCGGUUGUUGGCAGUGCGAACUGGUAGGUGGCGGUUCAACGUCCCCUCGCGCUUCUGGCGCGUGGUGGCGUGAAAGGACCUAUGGCUUGUGGGAUGCGUGUUGCAAUGCCCUCGGCUGAGGGCAUUGUUAUUACCACCCAUGUAUGGAAGCCGCCUGUCAGAAAAACCGCGGGCCGCGUCUGCGCCUUGUACUGCGCUGAAACACGAUGGUGCCUUGAGCCAAGGGUUGUUUGACAACAAUGGGCACACCUCUGCGACUAUUUGUAAGGCAUGUUUAUACAGCUACCACAGAUCAGUGCAUUUUCUGUUGGGUUUGGCUGACUGGAGUUCGGUUGGGCUGGGAAGUAGACGGCAGAUUGGCGUAAAU
Molecule: messenger RNA, 2855 nt
Organism: Pollicipes pollicipes
Lineage: Eukaryota; Metazoa; Arthropoda; Thecostraca; Pollicipedomorpha; Pollicipedidae
Exons: 13
Coding region: 91-1740 (549 amino acids)
Source: RefSeq, a predicted model, not a curated record